This is a messenger RNA of Epinephelus fuscoguttatus (brown-marbled grouper), 5222 nucleotides long. RefSeq names its product protein phosphatase 1 regulatory subunit 12B-like. Gene Ontology annotation, cellular component: cytoplasm; A band; Z disc. The transcript is spliced from 8 exons. Bases 581 to 1078 code for a protein of 165 amino acids. NCBI's taxonomy places the organism in Eukaryota, Metazoa, Chordata, Actinopteri, Perciformes, Serranidae. Gene Ontology annotation, molecular function: enzyme inhibitor activity; protein kinase binding; phosphatase regulator activity. The record is from RefSeq and is a predicted model, not a curated record.
GAGAGUGUGUGUGUAUAACUUUGGGAAACAUAGGAAGAGGCAGCAAAGGGAACAAACUUUUCUCUCUUGGCUGCUUCCAUUUGGACUUUUUCACAUUUCAUCAAAGACGUCAGUGUUGACAGAGCGGACACAAGGGAGGAUCAUUUGUUUGCUUUACUAGUUAAAGAGUUACUUUUCUGUUUUUAUGACCAGCAGAAGUUAUUUAGUUUUGUUGUUCUUUGCAUUUUUAUCUGAUUAUUGCUUCACUGUCUGAGCUUUGAAGAAGGCGUGACCACACAUCUGAAAUCCCUCCAAACUUAGCUGCAGCUCUCUCCAGCUCAUGGGAGUGUGAAACUGGACUGAGACACACACACACACACACACACACACACUCAUACACACAUAUACACACACACACACACACACACACACACACACACACACACCUGUUGUUGCUGAGGAUUCCCCAAGAGCGCAGUCAUGGGCAUCUGCGUCACUAUUGCUUGAGGGAAUCUGUGCGUCCGUGCAGCUGUUAUCUGGUGGUAGCCUCGGCGAAUGUUACAGUAGAAGUUGACCUGCCAGUCCACAGAAGAGGGGGGAGAUGUCAUCCUACUACCCACGCACCAAGGACCUGACUCGCACCAGGAAGUCACUGACAGAGUCACCGCCGUCCUCUCCGUCCCCUACAGACAAAAACUACAGACAUGACAGACUGUCAAGAUAUGACUCCAGUGGGGAGAGUGCGACAGACAAACCACUGGGCCGCACCAGCUCUUACACUCGGAGAGAGACAAGGCUGGCUGCUCUGAACAGACAGGAGCAAGACUCCACUACCAAAGACUAUAAGAAGAUGUAUGCAGAAGCUUUGCAUGAGAACGAGAAGCUAAAGUCCAGGUUGCAGGACAGCAAACAUGAACUGGCCAAGAUUCGGUCCCAGCUAGAGAAAGUCACCCAGAGGCACGACAGAAUAUCAGAGAGAUCUUCAGUACUUGAGUCAGAGAAAAGGGAAAAACAAGCUCUUGAGAAAAGAGUGUCAAACAUGGAGGAUGAGUUAAAGCAGGACGCCCCACUGCGGUUCCGCUGUGGGUACCAGCCCUGAGAGCAGGUUGUCUCAGGGGAGGGGGGAUGAUCCUAACAGAGCUCAAGUCAGACAACCAGAGGCUCAAGGAUGAGAACGGGGCUCUCAUCCGAGUCAUCAGCAAACUGUCCAAAUGAAAAAGAUGUCUGAAGCUCCUGUUCUGUGUCUGUGGACGCUCCAACCCUGAUAUGGCAGUUUAAUUAUCCAUGAUGUCCCAAGUUGUGACUCCUCUCUGAGUUAUGGUGAUGGCUGCUUUGCAGAAAUAAAUUCCAGUUGGGGACGUGUGAGGAUCCAAAGAGAAGAGUCAAAUUUCACUGUGUGCUAUGAUGGAAGUUACAACAAGUGUUGCUACAUGAUUAGUUAUUGCUAUUUUGUAAUACCAGUAUUUCACUUUAAUCAAAUAGGGACCAGUCGUACUGUUUUGAGCGACCUUUUUAAGGCCCACUUCAAACUGAUCCAGGGGUUUGCAUGAAGGUACUGUUCAUAAUAUUAUACCCACACAUCACAAUAAGUUUGUUGCUACAUAAUGCACUGCAGAAAAGUAUUUUAAUGUUUAAUUCACUUUAGAAUGGAGAUAUAUUAUGUUUUAUGAUUUCAAUCAGAAUUUAUCACCACACAGGUUAAAUGACGCCCAGCCAAGCGACAAACAGGCGGUCUGGUUCCAGAGGUAAACACUAGAUAUUGAUAUCAAGUAGGGCUGGGUAAGGGUAUCAGCCGAAAUAAGUCAGAACUACAUAGUAUUGUAAAGUUUCCAGUCAACCGAUACAUGCAUUUGAUCCUUUUCGUGCCAAUGGUCUUAUCCCGAACCAGUCUUGACUCCCUGCUGGAUCAGCAAACUUUCUGUUGCUGCCAUCUCCAGAGCCGCUCUCCUGCUAGCGAACAGUCAGUUGAAUGUCUGCCAGGUUAGAAUAAGCUAACACAGCAGCAGCGGCUUACAACCAAUACCGAGCUGUUAAAUGCCCCCACCAAACUCACUCCGAGACCGAAAUGGCUUGACUCUAUCAUUAAACCCACUGAUAACCGUGAGGUAACAAUGCUAACAGUUAGCCCCAUCACUGGUCCCCAGCAGCUACAACCCAUACAUCUGUGGUCUGGUGAAGUCGAGCACAGUGUAUUUCAUGGCGUUGGCAGUUCAGCGGGUCAAGAUGACACGAAAAUGUUUGAAAGUAUGGCUAUGCUGCUCAGAACUCUGUUGGUAUCAUUUUAUGGUUUCUGGUAUCAUAAUGUUUCAAACAAUACCUACCCAGCCCUAAUACGAAUCCACCAAGGCACCUCAGUAGCAACAACCAUCGAAGCCAGCACAGAAGUGCUGAAAGACGCACUUUUCUGACGGCAAAUAGACUAAGAAUGUAUUGACAUUAAAGAGAAACUUCUCUCAUACAUUUUUAUAUGAGCUGUGAUGUAAAACGUAUCAUUUUGAACAUUUUUACUCUAUGAUAAAGAUAUUAAGGCUCAAUAAGACGCAUGUUUUGGUUUGUGUUUGCCUCUCCCGGGUCACUUAACUGUGCCUGCUUACCUCCCUCAGUGCCUCUUAAAUUUGAUCAGUUCAAGUCCUGUUAACUUCCCUUUAGCAAACCUGCAACCCAUUUCAAACUGCUAGAAUACAUUUUUUAUGACAUUUUGAUAAUUAGAUUUUAUGAUAAACCCCACAGCAUUUAGUAUUUGAAUGCGACCGUAUUCUUGCCCUGACAGGCAAAGUACGGAGUAUAUGCACUUUGUAUAGAGUGGAUAGUGCUGAUCUUUCAUCACUAGCAGCACUUUAUUAUCUUCAGACUGGUUUCAGUUAUUAUGAUAAUGUAAUUUAGUGUUUGCCAGAUUAUGUUCAUUAGUUCUUUGUGUGGUUUCAGUAGCCAUUUUUAAUUGGUUUUUUUCCCUUUUAUAGAGGAUUUUUUAUCCAGUGGCAUCAAAACAGCAGAUCGGCUACACAAAGACAGUCCAAGUGUGUGUGAUAGAAAGUGUCCUAUGUUCUGUAAUAGAGAUAUAUUUAUUUAUUUAUGCAUUUCUUAGUUCUAAUCUUUAUACGUUUGUUUACUAUAUGUUCUUUCAAAGGAAUACACUGAUUAUUUUUGGUUGACCUCUGGGUCAUCUUACUGUUUGGUGAUGAAGAUAAACACCAAAAUAAUCCUCUGGUAGAUGUACUGUAAAUCAUUUCUGACAUUCUAGCCUCCACAGUGUUGUAUGACUUUAAAGGGACAGUUAACCACAACAUGAAAAAUACAUGUUUUUAAUUUUACCUUUAGUGCCAUUCAGUCUAGACUGUUGGUAUGAGUUGCUGAAUGCUGGACAUAUCUCCUGAAGAGAUGUCUGCCUCCUCUCGAAUGGAACUAGAUGGCACUCAGCUUGUGGUCCCCAAAACACCAAAAAAUUUUGAGAUACAUUUGAGAAACUUGACAGCAAUGUCUCUUUCCAGAAAUUAUGACCCGGAGAACUAUUUUCUUGCUCCCGAACUACACUCGCCACCUGUAUCAAAGUGCAGAAGGAAGAGUGCAUCUACUGAUAGCUCACCUAGCACCACUGAGCUAGCUAAUGUUAUAGCUCAGCUACAGAGGAUGCCAUUAAUGUUUACAUCUCGUUAUGUCAUGAGCACAAAUGUCCGGGAGUCCGUCCUUCUGCACGGUGAUACAGUUGGCAGGUGUAGCUCAGUAGAAAGGAAACGGUUUAUUAUGUACACCUGGCUACAGCUUACACAGUCCAAUUCUACAGCCCUGUAAAAAUCCUAACUUUAUGAAGCUUUUGUUCUGGUAAUUUUGGCCAUAUUUACUGGUGCUACUUCUGUUGCAUGUUAUUAACAUUUUCUUUAAUAUUUGGGGUCUAUAAAAUGAUUGAUAAAUAUAGUGCUGCAGGUAUGACAUUUUUUUGGAGGCUGAUGCAGAAGUUAGCGUUGCCCUGGUUCUCUCGUCAGAAAGCCUAUCAGAUUUUUCCAUUGGAUUUUUAGAAUUGCACAAAAUAAACCCUGUGGCAAACACAUAUUUAUGCUACUUAAAUAUUUUGUUCAGCUAGAUUAUCUUCACAAAUGAGCAAAGCGUUGGAGUGCUAACAGUGGAUCUGUCUGUAGUCGCAGUACAGACCUGUGCACAUUACGUCCAGAACUGAGCAAGGCACUAUUUGAUGGUGUAAUCAAUGUCUGUUCGGCGAAAUAUACCAUAGCCCCGUGUUAUUGCAAUGGAUAGUAUUAAAGCAUUAAAGUGUUUAUUGAAUCGUUGAUGUCUUUAAUCUCCAUUAAAGCAGCAGCACAUUUGAUGAAGUGAAGGGUUUAUAACUUCCUGUGGAAUGCUGUUUAUUUCUAAAUAGAGUGAGACGCAUUCACAGUAGCUACAUGCAUAUCAAAGAGGGAAUCGAACUAAAGGAUGCAGGAUACCAUGACGACGCUCUGUAGUCUCAUAUAGCCACAACCACCUAAUUUGCAACACAUAAAAGCAUCACAAUUUACUGACAUAUUUUAUGUCAUAGAACAAAAUGUUAAAGUCUCUUAAGCUUGUGUUAACCACAGACCUUAUUUCAAGCAUCUAAGCAAAGACCCAUUGACUUUAAGACGAGGAAAGCGGGGGUGCUAAAAUGCUAACUCAUUUCCAGGGCUUAGGACUCAUUCCUGCAGAAAGUCUACUACUUUACAUGAGAAAUAUGAAUAAAACCACCACAGAGGCUGCUGCCUUGUAGUGGUUCUUCUGAGACUACAUGGUGUGCAUCACCUUCACUAUACUCCAAAGGAAUACAGAGAAAAGGCAGAUAAAGUCAUCCCUGCUGCAAAACAGUGUGCUAUUUAUGUAUCUUAUCAUAUCUAAUACAGACUCAGCCUCACAUUUUCAUUAAUAUUCCUCUACCUGUAGCGCGAUGAAUGAUGCGUCUGAGACAUGAAUGAUUUCGGUGUCUGUCUUCUCUUCACUUUAACAGAUGAGUUGACCAAAGUCCCCAGUGUUUGAUGUAUUCCUUUAAAAACAUGAUGGUUUUGGCGUCCAACCAGGGCAGCGUGCUGUAACACCAGUGUUAUCUUUGGUCACUUUUACUUUAAACUACAAAUAAGAUACAGCUGUUUCCAUACUGGCUGUAGGUAUAUUGAACUAUGCAGUGUAUUGUAUUGAUGAUGUUUGUAAUGUGUUGAUGAUAGCUUAAUAUACGCACAUUGGUUUACUCACUUUGCUUAAUAAACUGUAAAGGAAUGGAAAUG